Molecule: messenger RNA, 1883 nt
Organism: Phalacrocorax carbo (great cormorant)
Lineage: Eukaryota; Metazoa; Chordata; Aves; Suliformes; Phalacrocoracidae
Source: RefSeq, a predicted model, not a curated record
AUGGGGAAAUGGGCACAUAUUGAAAUAGAGGAAAUUCCAUUUAAACAUAAGAAAAAGAUUUUUUACACUGAGGGUAAUCAAACACAGGAACAGGUUGUCCAGAGAGGUUGUGGAGUCUCCAUCCUUGGAGGUGAUCACAGGAAACGUUUUCACAAAAAACAGCUGAGAGAGAAGCAGGCCAUGGAGAAGGAUACUACAGACUUGAACCAUAAUCUUCUCAGAGGCAAAGUUACAUGGGCUUUUGAGAAAAGGUAUUUGAAAGAAAUUGAAGGGAAGAAGAAGAGAAAAGAUUUGAUCCAGUACAAAAAGACAAGACACACAGACACCUGAACUGAGUUAAUAAGCAGGUUAAAGUUGAUGAGCUUUAGCAAGAGACUUGCUGUGGAACAAGAGCUGCAAAGGUCUCAGGAAAUCCUUGAUCAGCUGAUGGAGGAAAUGAUCAGGAAAUCAAAAGAAAAAGCUCUAAAGGAAGAGGAAUGAAGAUUUAUGGCCAAAUUUAGAGCAAAAGAGAAUGAGGAAGAGAAAAGAAGACAUAAAUGUAUGUUGCUAAAUACAGCCAAGAGGAAAAUUCAGCAAGCCCCAGAAAUGCUGGCCAAAACUAUUCAACAGAAAGUAAAAUAUGUCAAAGAAAUUAACUGUUUGAAAAAAAGACACCACCACUCUCAACGACAAAACUUGUUGAUAAUGAAAAAUGUCAAUUACAGGAAAUAGAAGAAACAAUCAGAAGAAGAGAACAGAGAAGCUAUUUAGUAUUAAGCGAUAAGGAAUCUGCUGCAGAAAAAAGCUAGAAAAAGUACGCAGAGCAUCUUGUGGCCUGAGGCAAAAAGUGAGAGAACUGAUGAAUAGCUGAGCAAAUGACUAGAUGGCUUCAGAUGCCUCUUACAGUGCAGAUAUUCUUAAGGCUGAAAGAAAGAUUUCAGCCAUUUUUGUGACCAAAAGAUAGCAUGAAAUUUAUUCUUUUUGGGUUUGGCAAGAGCUCUGGCUUGUAUGACACUAAAAUGAUUUCAUUUUAAUCUUGCUGCAUCCAGUGAACAUGCCAAGCACUAGGUGAAUCACUUCAGUUCUGGCAGGCUGGUCUACCUGCUUGUUGUUCUGAUGUUCUUUAGUGGCAUGACAUUUGGGCAUGUGAGCAUCUAUAUGAUGUACCUUUACAGCAGUGUUCUUUCCCCAGGUCACAAUGUCUUGCUACAAUACAGCAGCCCAGGUGAGUUUACUUCUGCACUGCCAGUUGGUCCAUUUCCAUUGCUGUAGCCACCCCCACAGGGCAUUUGCCACCACCCAGGAGUCAGUAUAGACUAUCAGCCACUUUUCUCAUUCAGCAGUCCCUAGUGCCAGAUGGAUGGCUUUCACAUCUGCAGACCAACUUGAUUCGCCUUCUCCUUCAGUGGCUUCUGCGACCCAUUGUGUGAGACUCCACACAGCAGCUUCUUUCCAUUUCUGAUGCUUUCCCACAACACGACAGGAUCCAUCGGUAAACACAGCUUAUUUCUUCUCAUGUCGUGGGGCCUCAGCACAAGCUACCUCCUUGGGCAGUGCUCUGAAAUGUCUGCUUUCUGGCCAGUCCAUGAUCUCUUCCAGGACUCCUGGGUAGCUGGGGUUCCCCAUUUGGGACUGUUGCAUGAUCAGCACUACCCACCUACUCCACAUAGCUUCAGUCGUGUGACAUGUAGAGGGGACCCCCCUUUGAACAUCCAGUGCAGCACAGACAAGAGGAACUGUGCUUCUGUACCACCUACUUCCAAAGUGGCUCAAGCCCCCUCAUAUGCUGCUAAUAUCUCCUUUUUCAGACAGGUGUAUUUCGUAUGACAUUCCCAUGAAAUAUAAUUUAAUUUACAAAUAAUUUAUAAUUAAAUAUAUGCUAAAUAUAUGUCAUGAAAAUACAU